This is a messenger RNA of Zingiber officinale, 4132 nucleotides long. RefSeq names its product DExH-box ATP-dependent RNA helicase DExH3-like. The record is from RefSeq and is a predicted model, not a curated record. The coding region runs from base 1086 to 3842 and encodes 918 amino acids. Lineage: Eukaryota; Viridiplantae; Streptophyta; Magnoliopsida; Zingiberales; Zingiberaceae. Gene Ontology annotation, cellular component: nucleus; intracellular anatomical structure. Gene Ontology annotation, molecular function: RNA binding; ATP binding. The transcript has 20 exons.
AUGAACGGCGUGCCAUGCUGUGCCAUACUACCGCAUCGACAGAGGAGUUGUCUAUGAAUUGAAGUUGCUGCUCCUCUCGAUCUUUCUUCUUCCGUAUCAUUCCACGAGUUUGAUCCUCGAGUUGUUCAAUUCUGGCAGAGCGAUCCUUCUCAUCCACCUGCAAUUUUUAGCAAUUAAUUUACUGAAGAUUUCUUUUUAGCAAUUUUUCAUUUAAAAAUUAAGUCUUGCCGGAACCGCUAAACCCUAACUUGGGGGCUUCUUCUCUUCCCAUUGCGUCAAUUUUCCGACUUGCGUUCCGGCAGCGUUGGCGUUGGUUGCCAUGCCGUCGUGAAAUAAUGCAUCGUGGGAUAGGGUAUGGUGUCGGUUUGCUCCUGAGGCGUGAGCGGUCCUCAGCGACACUACUGAAUCGCAAGUCUGGAGCUUUAUCUUUCCUCUUACGGCGGUCGACCUGCGAGAGGGCUGGUGGGGUUACUUCUCGAUGCUGCAUUAGAUGGGAUAGGGGUUUCUGCGGCUAUGCGGUGGAGCAGUUCUCAGACGACGAAUAUGAGUGCGAAUUCGAUAGCCAAAAGCCUUCUUCAAUGGCUAACGUUGAUGAAUGGAGAUGGAAACUUAGUUUUCUUUUACGUAACCCGGAAGAGCAAGAGAUCAUUUCCAGAGACAAAAGAGACAGGCGAGAUUAUGAACAAAUAUCCAAUCUUGCAAAAAGAAUGGGUCUCUACAGUGAACUUUAUGGAAAGGUGGUGGUUGCCAGCAAGGUUCCUCUACCUAAUUAUAGACCUGAUAUUGACGAUAAGAGGCCACAAAAAGAAGUGGUGAUUCCUCUUAGCUUGCAGAGGAGGGUCGAGGGCCUGCUGCAAGAACAUGUUGAUAGGGUGCUGUUAAAAUCUAACAAGAUCAACAGUGAAUUGGAAAACAACUCUUCCAGCAAGGUGGUGGAAGAUGUUGAACCAAAUGAAAACCAAGAACCUUUGGUCGAUAGGUCAGUUAUGGAAAAAAUUCUACAGAGAAAGAGUAACCGAAUGAGGAACUUGCAGAUAACUUGGCAGUGUUUGUCCAGUACAUCGGAAUAUACUUGCCCAGUAUAGAUGGAAUCACAUGAGGGUGUAAAGAUGCUGAAUUUUAGAAAAUCCCUCCCUUCAUUCAAGGAGAAGGACAGAUUACUGUCUGCUAUCGCCCACAAUCAGGUGAUUGUAAUUUCUGGGGAAACUGGCUGUGGUAAAACCACUCAACUUCCUCAAUAUGUAGUAGAUUCUGAGAUAGAAGCUGGCCGUGGAGCAUUUUGUAAUAUCAUUUGCACUCAACCACGAAGGAUAUCUGCUAUGGCUGUUGCAGAAAGAGUUUCAACUGAAAGAGGGGAGAAUCUUGGUGAGACAGUUGGUUACAAAGUUCGAUUAGAGGGAAUUAAAGGAAAAAAUACACAUCUGCUUUUUUGUACCAGUGGCAUUUUGCUAAGAAGAUUGUUGGGGGACCCAAAUCUGAAUGGUGUAACUCAUGUUUUUGUUGACGAGAUUCAUGAACGAGGCAUGAAUGAAGAUUUUUUGUUGAUUGUGUUAAAGGACCUUCUUCCACGCCGUCGUGAUUUGAGGUUGAUUUUGAUGAGUGCAACUCUGAAUGCUGAAUUAUUUUCAAGUUACUUCGGUGGGGCUCCAACAAUCCAUAUUCCAGGCUUCACCUACCCUGUUAGGGCACACUUUCUUGAAGAUAUUCUUGAGAAGACUGGAUAUAAGCUGACUUCUUUCAACCAAAUUGAUGACUAUGGCCAAGAGAAAUUGUGGAAGACACAGAAGCAGCUAAUGCCACGUAAAAGGAAAAAUCAGAUUACUUCUCUUGUUGAGGAUGCUCUUAAAAAUUCAAAUUUUGAGGGCUUCAGUUCCAGAGCACGUGAUUCUUUGGCCUCCUGGACACCAGAUUGUAUAGGUUUUAAUCUUAUUGAGGCUGUUCUAUGUUAUAUAUGUCGGAAGGAGCAGGCAGGUGCUGUGCUUGUUUUUAUGACUGGCUGGGACGAUAUUAGUUGCUUGAGGGAUCAGCUAAGGGCUCAUCCUCUAUUAGGAGAUCCAAACAGGGUGUUGGUACUUGCAUGUCAUGGUUCGAUGGCUACUUCUGAACAGAAACUUAUCUUUGAAAAGCCACCACCAAAUGUACGGAAGAUAGUUCUGGCUACAAACAUGGCAGAAGCAAGUAUUACAAUAAAUGAUAUCGUCUUUGUUGUAGACUGUGGAAAAGCAAAGGAGACUACAUAUGAUGCUUUGAACAAUACACCUUGCUUGCUGCCAUCUUGGAUUUCUAAAGCUUCUGCUCGUCAAAGAAGAGGUAGGGCUGGGCGUGUGCAACCAGGGGAAUGCUAUCAUCUCUAUCCUAGAUGUGUAUAUGAUGCCUUUGCAGAAUAUCAACUUCCUGAGCUGCUACGAACCCCGCUGAAUUCAUUAUGUUUGCAAAUAAAAAGCUUGCAUGUUGGUAGCAUAGGGGAGUUCUUAUCAUCUGCUUUGCAGCCCCCCGAAUCUCUUGCUGUACAAAAUGCUAUCGAAUUCCUUAAGAAGAUUGGAGGUCUAGAUGAGCAGGAGAAUCUUACAAAUCUUGGUCAAUAUCUUUCAAUGCUUCCAGUUGAUCCAAAGCUAGGAAAGAUGCUUAUUAUGGGUGCCAUUUUUCGGUGUGUGGACCCAGUUCUUACAGUUGUAGCUGGUCUAAGUGUUAGAGACCCUUUUUUAUUACCACAGGACAAGAAGGACUUGGCAGGAACUGCAAAAUUACGAUUCUCAGCAAAGGAUUACAGUGAUCAUAUGGCUCUCAUCCGUGCAUACGAGGGAUGGAAAGAAGCAGAGAGAGAAGGAUCAGCAUAUGAGUUCUGUUGGAGGAACUUUCUUUCAGCGCAAACUCUACAAGCAAUUCAUUCUCUUAGGAAGCAAUUUAGCUUUAUUUUAAAAGAUGCUGGUUUAGUAGAUGCAGACUCCAGCGUCAAUAACAGCUUGAGUUAUAACCAGUCACUGGUUCGAGCUAUUAUAUGCUCUGGGCUGUUUCCUGGGAUAGCGUCAGUUGUGCACAGAGAGAAGUCCAUGUCUUUCAAAACGAUGGAUGAUGGCCAGGUUUUACUUUAUGCUAACUCUGUGAAUGCAAAUUACCAGACAAUCCCAUAUCCCUGGUUGGUCUUUGGUGAGAAGGUGAAAGUCAACACUGUAUUUAUUCGCGAUUCAACAGGUGUAUCUGACUCAAUACUGAUCCUAUUUGGUGGCUCUCUUGUGAGAGGAGAAGUGCCUGGGCACUUAAAGAUGCUGGAUGGCUACAUUGAUUUUUUUAUGGAUCCAAGUUUAGCUAACUACUACUGUAGUCUCAAGAUGGAACUUGAUAAGCUUGUCCUUAGAAAGCUUGAAGAUCCAAAAGUGGAUAUCCACAAAGAAAGCAAGUACCUAAUGCUUGCUGUUCAGGAGCUUGUUUCGGGAGAUCUGUGUGAAGGAAGAUUUGUAUUUGGAAGAGAAACAAGAAGGGCCAGGUUUAGUAGCAAGGAGAGUGACAAGCAUGAUUUCGUGAAGAACAACACCAACCCAAAGAGCUUGCUGCAGACGUUACUGAUGAGGGCUGGCCACGCUCCCCCGAGGUACAAGACGAAGCACCUGAAGACCAACGAAUUUCGGGCAAUAGUGGAAUUUAAGGGGAUGCAAUUUGUUGGAAAGCCAAAGAAGAGCAAGCAGUUUGCAGAAAGGGAUGCUGCCAUAGAAGCUAUGGCAUGGCUGACCCACACUUCUGAUAAGAGACACCAGGAUGAAGGAGAUGAAGACUCCCAGAUCGAUCUCACAGACAAUAUGCUUAAGCUUAUAAGCAAAUCAAGGCGAAAGUUGAGGCGCCGUUAAGGCUGAUCAAUCUUGAUGGGUUGUGUUGUACUCAAUAACCAAGGCAAUGCAUAAAGUAAAUUUUGCCAGGUUCUAUCGCCUCUGGUAGUCCUAUCAUUAUUUCUUUAGGUCAGUUGGAUUAAUCAAUCCCAAACAGGCUGGCCUUUGAGCAGGACGUUUGGAUGGUUCCUUUGAGAUUCAGCAGUGGAGAGGGAAUGGGAUUGCAAUUGGAUUAAUCUUGUAUUUGGUAUAAGCUCAAAUGAGGAAAAAAAUAAUAUAUAUAUUCAUGUAUUUUAGUUUUUGCUUUUUCA